AUGGACGAGUCGUACAAAAACAGGACGUCACUGGUGAAGGGCGCCAAGGACAUCGCCAAGGAGGCCAAACGCCAUGCCGCUAAGAAGGUCAGCAAGGUCGUCAACCGCGCCGCGGACGAGUACUCCUCCCAACGCAACUACAGCCAGUUCCAGAACGAGGACGACGAUGAUGAUGACGGACGCUACGCCUACACGCAGCCCGACGGCAACGACGGUCUUACCGCCAAAGACGAAGACGAGGAAGACUAUGCCAGUGACGCCACGGAGGGUCACGAUGAUGAAGAUGAGAUCUAUGAGGGGGAGUAUCAGGGGGUGCCUGCUGACGGGAAGCCUAGAGACGGGCAUGAUUCUCUGGGUCAACUUGUCUCAGACAGUAUGAGGGACCGUAAGGACCUGGAGCAAGAGAGGCAGGCGGACGAGGAGGAGCUGGCCCAGCAGUAUGAGCUGAUCAUGCAGGAGUGUGGCCACGGCAGGUUUCAGUGGCAGCUGUUCUUCGUGCUGGGCAUGGCGCUGAUGUCUGAUGGAGUGGAAGUGUUCGUGGUGGGGUUCGUCCUGCCCAGCGCCGAGCUGGACAUGUGUGUUCCCAACUCUGGAGCAGGGUGGCUAGGCAGCAUAGUGUACCUGGGGAUGAUGAUGGGGGCAUUCUUCUGGGGGGGUCUGUCGGACAAGGUGGGCCGUAAACAGUGUCUGCUUAUCGCUAUGUCGGUCAACGGCUUCUUCUCCUUCCUCUCCUCCUUCGUCCAGGGGUACGGCAUGUUUCUCUUCUGCCGCAUGCUCUCCGGCUUCGGGAUUGGUGGGGCUGUGCCCAUCGUGUUCCCCUACUUUGCUGAGUUCCUGGCAAGGGAGAAGAGAGGAGAGCACCUGAGCUGGCUCUGCAUGUUCUGGAUGAUAGGAGGGAUCUACGCCUCGGCCAUGGCUUGGCUCAUCAUACCACACUACGGUUGGAGUUUCAGUAUGGGCUCGGCUUACCAGUUCCACAGUUGGAGAGUGUUUGUGGUGGUGUGUGCUCUGCCCUGUGUGUGUGCUGUCGUAGCACUCACCUUCAUACCUGAGAGCCCACGAUUUUUCCUAGAGAUGGGUAAACAUGACGAGGCCUGGAUGGUGCUGAAACAGAUCCACGACACCAACAUGAGGGCCCGCGGAGAACCAGAGAAAGUCUUUACUGUGAACAGGAUAAAGCUUCCUAAGCAUCUGGAUGAGUUGGUGGAGAUGCAGUCAGACUCAGCCAACCCUGUGGCCAAAGUCCUCUUCAGGAUCAGGACCGAACUCAGAGGGAUCUGGUUAACGUUCAUGAAAUGUUUCAACUACCCGGUCAGAGACAACACCAUCAAACUGGCCAUCGUGUGGUUCACAUUGUCUUUUGGGUACUACGGCCUAUCAGUGUGGUUCCCUGAUGUCAUCCAUCACCUUCAGUCUGAUGAGUACGCCUCCAGAGUGCAGACUCACAACAACGAACGUAUAGAAGACUUCACCUUUAACUUCACCCUGGAGAACCAGAUACACACCAACGGAGUGUUCGUCAACGACAGGUUCAUCAGCAUGAAGUUGAAGUCCGUCACCUUCAUAGACUCCACGUUUCAGAACUGUUACUUUGAUGAUGUGUCAACAGUAGGCUCAUUAUUCAAGAACUGCAGCUUCGUAGAAGCCUUCUUUUAUAACACAGAUAUUGACGAUUCUAAGCUGGUUGGGUCGAGGGUAAUCAACAGUUCAUUUCAUCACAACAAAACGGGCUGUCAGAUGACUUUCGACGACGACUACAGCGCCUACUGGGUCUACUUUGUCAACUUCCUGGGGACCCUCGCCGUGUUGCCCGGCAACAUAGUCUCCGCCCUUCUCAUGGACAAGAUAGGGCGCCUGAGCAUGCUGGGGGGCUCCAUGGUGCUGUCAGGCAUCAGUUGUUUCUUCCUGUGGUUUGGUACCAGUGAGUCUAUGAUGAUCUUCAUGCUGUGUCUCUAUAACGGCCUCAGUAUAUCAGCCUGGAACUCCCUGGAUGUAGUCACUGCUGAGCUUUACCCUACAGACAGGAGGGGUACAGGCUUCGGCUUCUGCAAUGCCAUGUGUAAGCUGGCAGCGGUGAUGGGGAACCUGAUCUUCGGCUCUCUGGUUGGCAUCACUAAGGCCAUCCCCAUCCUGCUGGCAUCGACUGUACUGGUGGGAGGAGGACUGGUGGGGCUACGGCUGCCUGACACACGCGGCAAUGUCCUGAUGUAGAAAUACACUACCCAGCAGCCUUCACUCAUGUGCCGGUUAGGCUUUUGUUGAACACGCUGUCAUAAGGACUACAUAUCUGGGCUGGCAUUCAAGUAUGCUAUCUGGCCAGCUUCAUGCUUAGCCAAUUAGCUAAGCUAAACAAUAGUACACGCCGUAACAGUACAAAGUCGGUUGUCAUAAGCUGACAUGUUUUAAGACAGUGUUAUGUAGGCCUUGUUACAGCAUGUUCAAAUAAGGAAAUAGAGAAACACCAAUGGUUGCCACACGGAACACACGUGUGUAAAAGGCUGCACCACCAAUCACUCACAGACUGUACUCUGUCUUCAGUUCCGAUUUGACUGUACAAUAUGGGCAUUCAUUUGUUUGCUUGUUUGUUUGUUAAUUUGUCUCUCGAUAAUGUAAUAAUGUUAUUUAUUGUGCCGCUGCUGUGCUAUCUUGUACUUCAAACCAAAAUGCCAAGAAGUGCUGUACACUUCAGAGUGGGGCGUGAUUUCUCCUUUCAAAAUAGUCAGUUAUUCGUGAUGUUUGUUCAAGCCUUUUGCAACCCCAGCUCCAAUUGCAAGAAAAACAUGGCCAUAGUAAAAUAGAAAUAGGAAGAAAUAGCUUUUAGUGUCGUCAAAAGUUACAGCAAAAUCAGCAGCUACAUUUCUAAAGAAAACUGUGUGUGUGUGUGUGUGUGUGUGUGUGUGUGUGUGUGUGUGUGUGUGUGUGUGUGUGUGUGUGUGUGUGUGUGUGUGUGUGUGUUGUGGGACAGCUUAGGGUUUUGUUCUCUGUUGCUGUGGGUCUCUGUCAAAAGGAAUUUAUUCAGUAAGAAACCUCUGAGCUGCUAGCGAUAGCUUCUUCUCCAUUUCUUUGUAUCUGUUUAACUCUUUCUUUAUCUUUACCUCUCUCUCUCUCUCUCUUUCUCUCUCUCUCUCUCUCUCUCUCUCUCUCUCUCUCUCUCUCUCACUCUCUCUCUCUCUGUCUUUCCAUUUAUCUUUCUCGCAUUGUCUCUCUCUCUCUCCUUACCUUGCUCUCUCUGUUUCUUUCUGUUGUGAUUCUCUCUCCAACCCUCUAUCCUUCUCUCUCUCUGCCAUGCUGCCUGUCUCAUAUGGUAGCUUACCCUCUACAAAACUCGAUGGCCUUUCUCAAAUGUCGUGCCUCGUUCCCUCCAACCUUUCUCUCUUAUGAAACUCGCUCUAGUAUGUAGUUCUUCUCUUUUUCGCUCUAAUGUGUGUGUGUGUGUGUGUGUGUGUGUGUGUGUGUGUGUGUGUGUGUGUGUGUGUGUGUGUGUGUCUGCGGGUGUGUGUGAUAUAUAGGCAAUCACCUGUGAGCUAGCUUGUCAGUUUCACCAUCUUGGUGUGUAACCUAAUUUAAAUCCAUAAACAGAAAAGUAAUAUCUGCUUAUGCGUGUUUAGGUUAUUUGUUGCUGAGUUGAUAUAACAUUAAACUAAAACUAUGUGUUUAAGCAGAAAGCAGGUGGAUUUUAACGGGAUGAUAUAUGAAAAAGCCAUUGUAGCAGCCUGGUCUCAUAGACUAGACCUAACAUGGUAAAUGUAAAUCUGGGACACUCAAAUUAGUAUGAUAUGUUGAUUUGAUAUGAUAUGUCACGUUUGGUAGGGUUACAUAAGACCGAUGGUUACUUACUUCUUAGGGCUGCAAUCCCGUUAACGGGAUCGAUAUGACAACAGCCGGUGAAAGUGCAGGGCGCCAAAUUCAAAGCAACAGAAAUCUCAUAAUUAAAAUUCCAUUUUAUACCGUUUUAAUUAAGUUAAUCUUGUUGUUAAUCCCACCACAGUGUCCGAUUUCAAAUAAGAUUUACAGCGAAGCACCACAAACGAUUAGAAAAUAAAGUAAACAGAAAUCAGAAUUCACAUUAUAAAUAUUCCCUUACCUUUGACGAUCUUCAUCAGAAUGCACUCCCAGGAAUCCUAGUUGCACAAUAAAUGCUUGAUUUGUUCGAUAAUGUCCAUUAUUUAUGUUCAAGGAGCUACUUUUGUUAGCGCGUUUAGUACGAAAAUCCAAACGCUUGUGCAGGUCCAUCCGAACGUUGGACGAAAACUUCAAAAAGGUAUAUUGCAGGUCGAAGAAACUUGUCAAACUAAGUAUAGAAUCAAUCUCUAGGAUGUUGUUAUCAUAAAUCUUCAAUAAAGUUCCAACCAGAGAAUUCCUAUGUC
Messenger RNA from Oncorhynchus mykiss (rainbow trout), 4367 nucleotides. The record is from RefSeq and is a predicted model, not a curated record. Lineage: Eukaryota; Metazoa; Chordata; Actinopteri; Salmoniformes; Salmonidae.